CCUGUUGAUUUAUAUCUUAUGAUGGGUUUUCCUAUGCAAUGCUCUUAGGGCUACCAAACAAACAGGUGGAUGUACAUUUCUACGACCUCUGUUGUUAUGGGGAAAAUGGAGCCUCAAAGGAGAGUGUACAUAUCUCUCCCUAAAAAACACAGGACCGCUUUGGCCAAAAAGUACAAACUGGAUCACGGGCUUGUCAUUAAGGAUCUCAGCACUAACAUAAAUGAAGGAUACCUACAAGCUUACUUCCGACAGUGGGGCAGCAUUACAGCAUGCACGAUCAAGAAGACUCCACAGGACUCUGACUCAAAGAGUGCCAGUGCGUUGGGAUACGUGAGUUUUUCCUCUGAGGAGGACACAGAUACGGCAGACUGGGCGGGUCCUCACUAUAUAGGAGGCAUGGAAGUGGAGGCCAAGAGAGUUGUCAGUCUGAAGGUGGAUAUGAAGAUCUUUCACUACAAGGUUCACCUGUCAGAAGAGGUGUCAAGGGCAAACAUAAAAUUCAAACCCUGUCACACCUACCUGGUAAAACCGCUGCUGUGA
Messenger RNA from Oncorhynchus mykiss (rainbow trout), 540 nucleotides. Its product is annotated as heterogeneous nuclear ribonucleoprotein A1-like 3. Lineage: Eukaryota; Metazoa; Chordata; Actinopteri; Salmoniformes; Salmonidae. Gene Ontology annotation, molecular function: mRNA 3'-UTR binding. Gene Ontology annotation, cellular component: catalytic step 2 spliceosome. Gene Ontology annotation, biological process: mRNA splicing, via spliceosome. The record is from RefSeq and is a predicted model, not a curated record.